Molecule: messenger RNA, 2403 nt
Organism: Monascus purpureus
Lineage: Eukaryota; Fungi; Ascomycota; Eurotiomycetes; Eurotiales; Aspergillaceae
Source: the annotation of a GenBank genome assembly
AUCCAACUCAUAACAUCGUCUGUUAUAGCCAAUCCAUGAACACCAUAUAAUGCCGGCGUGAGCAAGAGAUCUCUCCUACCCUGCAUCUAUCUCAGCAUCACCACUUCCCCCAGCCCAGCAAAACCGGUAACUAAUAGUAAUCGAUUACCCCAGAGUUGGUGACCAACAUCGCAGUGGACAAGCAUGUACCAUAACAAUGCCGUCCAACGGAACCGGAGCCAUUCUGGCCAACCCAUUUGAAGAACCGCCACGACGCAUGAACGAAUACACAGCACGGGAAAUCGCUACGCUUCAGGCACGGCUCGAUAAGAAGUUGGGCCCUGAGUAUAUCUCCUCCAGACCAGGUGCUUCGGGACAGAGGGUGCACUAUCUCUCUGCGGACAAGUGUAUAAAUCUUGCAAAUGAGGUCUUUGGGUUUAAUGGCUGGUCCAGUUCUAUUCAGAAUAUUCAGAUUGAUUUUGUUGAAGAGAGUCAGCACACUGGCAAGAUUAGUCUGGGACUAUCAGUGAUAGUGAGGGUCACUUUGAAAGAUGGAACCUAUCAUGAGGAUAUUGGGUAUGGUCACAUCGAGAAUUGCAAGGGGAAAGCUGCUGCUUUUGAGAAGGCCAAGAAGGAAGGGACAACAGAUGCCCUUAAGCGUGCCCUGAGAAAUUUCGGCAACGUUUUGGGCAAUUGUAUUUACGACAAAGACUAUGUUUCCAAAGUAACUAAAGUGAAAGCCGCACCUGCCAAAUGGGACGUUGAGGAUCUUCAUCGUCAUCCUGAUUACGUCCCGAUUAAGAAAGAGCCGGCUCAACAGAAACCAGCCUUGGAGGAUGACGAUCUUCCUCCUCCUCGGGUGAAUCUUGCUAGUAAGAAUGAAAGUGUUGAUAACAGCGCUGCGUUUGAUGGCGAUGGAGAGUUUGGAAGUGAUUUAUUUGAUGAAGCCGACUUUGUGGUUUCAGCCACUGGAAAUCCCGAUGAAAUCGUAUUGGACUCAGAGUCAUUGAAAAAACAACCACAGGUGCCCACACAUGGCCAAAUUGUCCAACAAAGAACACAGGCAGAUCUUUCUCGUCCUCCUGGGAGGCCCAAUCCAGCUUUUACGACGCCGUCGAAGCCAGAUAGGUCUUGGGCACCUUCCCCAGCACCAAGACCACAGAAUCAGAUCACACACAACGUCGCUUCAUCUCUCAACGGGCGAUACAAUCCCUCACUAGGUCAGGAUAGGUUUGCUGGACAAGGGGACUUUGCUUCUCGUCCCACAGCCCAACCGAACGUUCAGAAUGUCAGAAUGGGAUCCUCUCUCCAACAAAGACCUAAUCAAGAGACAAAUGCCAUUGGUGGUGGCCAAAUACCUAUCAAGCGGGAGCCUGGUCCAAAUGUCAUGGAUAAUGAGACUGGAAGCAAUGAUUCGAGUGAUAUUAGUCUAGGCGGUUCGCAGUCUGCGGACAAUCAACGUCUACCCGGUACCCCAGCUACAUUCUUCUCUGCCAGAGCAGUUGAUAUGAUACGGGAUAAUCCCAAUAUAGCUCCCACGGUAGCUCCGCAAUUUGAUCCUCAUGCAGAGAGCCCGUCCAUUCGCAAAACUGCGGGCUUCGAUCACAGCAAGAGCCUCCCUAUCACCAAGCCAAUGCUUGCCAGUGCCUCUUCCGCUACGAACCAAACUCGUGAUUUUAUCAACCCCUCCGCAGAUAUGCACCGCAAAAUAGGCGCUCCUGGCGGCAGCGGAAUCGGCUCCCCUCUGAAUCGGGGACAAACAACCUCUUCUUACCGUCCCUUGACACGCCCAAACGUUGACCCGAGAAACAUGAACGCUCCAAACAAGGGGGGAGUUUGUCUCGGUCCACAGAUAAACAAUAUCAACAAUAAUGGGAAACGGCCCCCGCUGAGCGACGUCACCAAUGCCAAUAAUAACGCUGGUGGAAAUGGGAAUGGCUUCGCUGCUGGAGCUGGAAUCGGCGAUCCAAAGAGGCAGAGAGUCAAUAACAACGAUGGGACAUCAAAUGGUCUACCACAACAAUCACAGAACUAAUUCCGUGGCCGGCCAUAAUCCAGAAACACGGGAAAAUUUGUCCAGACAUCCAUCUACAAGUCUGGUUUGACUUGCCCUUCUAAGUAUCAUUCUUACCACAGUGCACGGCGUUCAUUGGGGAGUAAAAGGCCAUACCGUAGGUAUCAUACCAUGCUGGAAUAAACGGUUCGAGAUAACAUGCAAGGAAUGCUCAAAUUAGUUUGUUCUGUUUCGUGUUGUUAUUAGAGUUUAUAUAACAGCCUACAUGUUUUAUCCCUAUUUUCAUUUUCCUAUACCUAUCCUUCAUACCUAUAUAUACCUGCAACCUAGGGGGGCUUUUUGUCUGAGCAGAUAGGUGGCUGCAAGUCUCGACGUCAGUCUCUUGUCCCAUGUAAUCAUGUAAGCUGCAG